Knipowitschia caucasica is the source of this 402-nucleotide messenger RNA. The record is from the annotation of a GenBank genome assembly. NCBI's taxonomy places the organism in Eukaryota, Metazoa, Chordata, Actinopteri, Gobiiformes, Gobiidae.
AUGUUUGCUCUGGACAACAUCAUCCGAAAGGCCUGUGCAGACCGCCAUCACCAUCCUCGUGCCAGAGCGACGACCCCCGCCGACCCGGACGACGUGGACGAGGACCCUGAAGGCGGCCUCUCGCAGCCUCACCACAGCCGCAGAGCUUCUGUGGCUCAGAACGAAGACUCCACGGCUCCAAACGAAGACACCGUGGUCACCUCCCGGAGGUCUGUGACGCUGCAGCUGGGACGGAUGAAGCUGGAGACCAACAGGUUGUUGGAGCAGCUGUUGGAGAAGGAGCGAGAGUACCAGGCCAUUCUUCAACAAGUGCUGGACGAGAGAGAGCAGGAGAUCCGGCUCCUGAAGCUGAGAUCGGAGCCCACAGCCGGGACCGAGGAGCCUCACCACAGAGCGGCCUGA